Messenger RNA from Micromonas pusilla CCMP1545, 972 nucleotides. RefSeq names its product nuclear transport factor 2 (gene Ntf2). The record is from RefSeq and is a predicted model, not a curated record. Gene Ontology annotation, biological process: protein import into nucleus. NCBI's taxonomy places the organism in Eukaryota, Viridiplantae, Chlorophyta, Mamiellophyceae, Mamiellales, Mamiellaceae. The transcript is spliced from 3 exons. Gene Ontology annotation, molecular function: nuclear import signal receptor activity. Gene Ontology annotation, cellular component: nuclear pore central transport channel. The coding region runs from base 174 to 584 and encodes 136 amino acids.
CUUUCAACCUUCGAAGGUAAAAAGUUGCGUUGUACUAGGCCGAAUUGCGGGCUCGUGCGCAACAUUUUUUUCAGCUGCUCGGACGUGGGCUCUGAAGACGCGUAUAUCGUUCGGAGGUGUUUAAAAACCAAACUAGCAAAAAUCCUAAAGUUAUUCUCUUUCGCUUCUCUCUAAUGGACCCUCUCGCCAACGUCUGCUCAAACUUUGAACAAGUUGGGCAGGCGUUUGUCUCGCACUAUUACAAUACAUUUGAUGCGAAUCGCAGCCAUCUGGGACAGCUAUACAAGGACGAGGUGUCAAUGCUAAACUUUGAACAUAGUGCUGAGCGACCAGGACAAUAUAAGGGCGUAUCCGCCAUAUUAAGCAAAAUCCAAAGCUUGCCAUUUCAACAAGUUAAACACCACGUUAUUACGAUUGACUGCCAACCAACUCCAGGUGGUGGUGUUAUAGUAAUGGUUUGCGGGAACUUGCUUGUAGACGCUGAACAAAUACCUCAAAAGUUCAGUCAAGUUUUCCAGCUGCUGCCCUCUGGUAAUGGAUCCUUCUACAUCUUGAACGAUAUUUUCCGCCUCAAUAUAGGGUAGGGAUGAAUACGUAUGAUAAGCAUUGGCCGAAAAAGAAUGCGCACGCGAAGGCCUCCUCAACGCAGCAAAGUAAUAUUACGCUCCCACAUUAAUAUCUUCCUCAACGGUUUCACAACGCAGUCUUGCCAUCCAAGCAGCUGUCAACCUUCUGAAGAAGAUUCGUAUUCUCUAGUGCCGCCGCGACACGUUCUUUGUCGUUUAUCUGUUUGGUGACAGCUUCAUGUGAUGAAUGAUAGCCCGGCCUGACUAAGAUGUCUAGCUUGAAACAGCGAGGCAAAGCGCGCAACAACUUAACGCGGAUAGAUAAGCCGAUUAAAGUCGCCAUACUGCAGUGAGGUACAGUAGGUGAGAAUGUCACCUGUAUUCGGAAAAUAACUUUCGAAACCAA